GGCCAGUAUAUAGCAUGCGAGUGUCGAUACACGCCCUCCGUUGUGACUUCUUGUGCCAUCAAGAUACACAGAGCGAGCGGACGCGGUCGAGGUAAGCCUGUGCUAAUUUGCAUAUUGGCUUGUUCAGUUGCUUUUCACGCCAUAACUUUUAAACGCAGUAGUUAUACGAAAAUCGCCUGUUUUAAAAUGAUGCCAGUUUAGCGAUGAACCCGUUGGUAUCGCUGUUUUGUUGUCUCGUUGCGCGUAGUCGCAGAAAGCGUGGUAACAGACAGACGGAAGGACAGACGACAGACACACUUACAAAACCGUAACCCUCGCUGCGCAUGCGUGCCGAGGGUUAGCUACCAUGGAGUGCAACCACUGAAGUGCAUACGUUUGGUGUAUGGCAUGAUAGUGAUUUGAUAGAAUUAUUAACACUUAGGGAGAAAUGUAGCUCUUUCUUCACUCUUGCUGGUUAGCAAGGGGGACCACACACAGUAGGCUCACUCCUCCUUUCUAAUUAGGCACUUUUUUUGUAUAUCACUCUACAGGACCAAUGUAACUGUGCUCAGUUGCACCUGUUAUCAAUACAUAUGGAACCAAAUCUCCAUGGUCUGUGUCCUCUGAAUUGUCAAGAUCUACUAUCCUGGCUUCCUUCAAAUCUAGCAUUUUUUAUACUUUCAUUUUUAGAUCCAGUAAGUUUAUGCCGAGCAUCACAAGUAUGUCGCAUUUGGUAUCACAUGGCUAAUGACUGCAGAUUAUGGAUGAAAUUUUGCAGGUUACGUGUAUGGCAGCUAUCUCAGACAGGAGAAGACAAGCAACGGAACAAGCAUGUUUCCGUGGAUGGAAGAAUAAUGUGGAAAGCCAUGUUCAGUGAAAGGUUUAGGAUUCGAAGGAACUGGCUCAAAGGGUUUUGUAACGUGAGAACCUUUGAGGGGCACACACAAGGUAUUUCUUGCAUUCAGUUCGAUGAUACGAGGAUCGUCAGUGGAUCCUGGGAUAAAACUAUUAGGUGUGGAAUCGACGCACAAAAUACUGCUUGGGCUGCCCUGACUCUUACCGGUCAUUCUGGCACUGUGCGAUGUCUCCACUUACAUGAUAACCGAUUGGUCAGUGGUUCAUCUGACAGAACCAUCAAGGUUUUGGACUUAUCGACAGACAAUGUUAAUUGGGUGUGGAGCAACUUGUAGGAUCACCAUGGUUGGACAUAUGCACACAGUCAGAUGUUUGCAGGCGGACCAUGAAAAAGUUAUCAGUGGAUCUUAUGACAGCACGCUCAAAGUGUGGGACCUUAGUACUGGAGAAUGCUUACUUACUCUGAGCUGCAGGCUGGUAGUCACAGUUUACUCAAAGUCAACCCACUUUUGUGAUAUGGCCAUACCACUGAGCGGCAAUUCACUAUGGAGGUAGAGUAUCGCAUUUCUGGAUGAGAAGAGAAGGAUGAAAAUUAAGUACAUCUGUCUAAGAACAUGCAUACUGACAGAUAUCUAAACUUCCGCUCACACCACCACCCCAGGACAUUCUCUGGUGCGGUGAAGAGCCUGAAACAUAGGGCUAUUAAUAUCUGCCAACCAGAGAAACAAGAAGAGGAACUACAACACCUCAAGGAUACCUUUCAUAGGAAUGGUUAUCCAUCCAGAGUGAUUGACCCAAUAAUGAAGAAAAGCCACUCCGCCCCAAAAUCCAAGGGAUAGAGAAGAUGAGGAUAAUGAAUAGAAACAAAUACUCUAUUUACCCUACGUAAAAGGUCUUUCAGAGAGGAUUGAGAAAGAACGCAGAACCUUAGAGAAUAGCAAGCUGAAGCUGGCCUUUCGACCGAUCAGAACAAUUAGGCAGACACUGGUACGAGUCAAGAGCAAGAUCCUCCCCGAAAACAAGCAAGGUGUUGUGUAUAAGAUCCAUUUGGUGAGUGUGAACAAGUAUAAUAUGUUGGCGAAACAGGCAGAAGCCUGAAGGUUCGGAUCUCUGAAAACAAACAAGCUGUGAAACGGGGUGACAUGAAUAACGGCAUCGCGGUACACGUAAAAAAAGGGUCAUACCAUCAACUUGGAGGAAGAAGCCAGCAUCAAGACCACAGAGACGGGUUACUGGAAGAGGAGGGUACAGGAAGCCAUUAGAAUCCAGAACAAAUCAACCCGAUGAACUUGGACUGUGGGCUGACUUUGAGGAAUCUUUGCGCAUGUGCUAAUGUUAUGCUUUUUAUUUUGUGGAGCCAUUGUGAAUGUUUGCCGUGAUUGACUCAGUUAAAACAAGCCCUAGAGUCAUACAUGCACAGGUCGUCUUAACUUUCUACAAAUGGUUUACGUGACCUCUACAUACUCAACAAAAAGGUGCAUGUAAUGUUCUUUGCACUUGUAGCACUUAUGUUUAGCAAAACUAUUUGUACUGCAACUUAGGUCAAACUCCAGAAAUCAAAACAAGUCAAGAACUAAACGCAUAUCAAGGCCAACAUGAGAGACCUACUAAAAAUAUUGGUGAAUGAAUUUGAUCAUGGAUAUCAAGUCCUGUUGCUGUCAAGUGACAAAAACGGCUGCUGAGUAGAGGAAUUUCAUAAUUUUAGCUAGAAAGAUUGUUUAGCAGUUAUGAGCUGGUAAUUAAUUUUUAACUACAGUUUUAUACUAGAGUUAAUUGGUUUACUUUGGUCUG
Messenger RNA from Geodia barretti, 2625 nucleotides. NCBI's taxonomy places the organism in Eukaryota, Metazoa, Porifera, Demospongiae, Tetractinellida, Geodiidae. The record is from the annotation of a GenBank genome assembly.